CCAUGUAUCCCAGCGGAACUACUGGAUAACAUUGUCCUUUGUCUGCUGAGCCGCGAACGCGCCUUCGUUUAUAUAGCAGCCUUUUCGCUUGUGUCCCACCAAUUUCGUCAAAUUGCUCUCAGGCGCUACUUCGUCUCUCUCCAUGUACGCUCUCAGUGGCACUGGGUCAGGCUUCAACGCAUUGUCGGCAUUCAAACAUGGGUCCGAUCCCUCAGCGCGUCGUCCACGUUCUUCCGAUACAAGACCAGCUGCUUGCUUCAAUUCACACUGCUCACAACUCUAGAACUUGACUUCGCUGGCGACGGACUCGCUACGCAGAACAACCGUGCCACGCUGUUCUUCAAGAACAUCGCUGCUGACUUGACGAGGAUGAAGCUCACUCAUCUCCCUCGCAUCGAUACCGCUCUGCUCUCUCUGAUUGCUUCUCGAUUUGCUUCUCUGAAGGUCUUGGAACUCUCUUGUACCGAACGGCUUGACGAACAGUGCUGCUGGCUGUGCUUCGAGGAAUCGUCAACCUGCACAACUCACUCUCCCAUUCCGGACUUGUUCGUGGAUGUGGAACACCUGGCAGACAACUUCUGUAAAGCUCUGGCGCCGCUCAAGAGGCUCGACACGCUGUUCCUGGGAAUCUUUCUGUCGGACGUCGGUGUGCUAAUCCGGCAUCUGGAACGCUGUGCGAUUGCGGUCAUCGAAUCCCCGCGGACGCCCAACUGCUACCCCACCCCACCCUUCGGACCUAACUCAUGCGCAACAUGCUGUGGCCAACAUGCGACCGCGGUGCAAGAGCGGGAACGCCUCGCGAAGACGCUCUUUCUGGCAACCCUGCCGUCCUUGGUCGACGUCGGAUUCAGCUCGUGGUUCCCUAUAGCCGUUCGCGAUUCUCGGGAAGAAAAUGCGUCGCGAGGCUGA
Messenger RNA from Trametes versicolor FP-101664 SS1, 909 nucleotides. RefSeq lists its product as uncharacterized. The record is from RefSeq and is a predicted model, not a curated record. The annotation marks the transcript as partial. NCBI's taxonomy places the organism in Eukaryota, Fungi, Basidiomycota, Agaricomycetes, Polyporales, Polyporaceae. The transcript has 3 exons.